GAGGCGCCGAGGCCACUAAAAAGGCGGUGCCUGUAGAAUCGCCUCGUCCAAUCGGAGUAGCGGGCGUGGCGGCCGGAGCCGGAUCCGCUUGCCAAUCGCGAGCAGCCGGGCAGAACCAAAGAGCGCGGAGUCGGGGAUGUCCUACAAGCCCAUCGCCCCCGCCCCCGCCGCCAGCUCCGCAGCCCCUUCCGCAGCCGCCUCUGCCUCCGCCCCCGCCGGCACCACGACCACCACCGGCAGCAGCGGCAGCAGCAGCAGCGCCAGCCCCGCCCCCGGAGGCCCCCCGCUCGAAGCGUGUGCUUUGGUUUUGCAUACGACGAGGAACGAAAAGAAGGACUUUUACCCAGAAUACAUUGACUUCCAACUCUGUGGAUCCAAGCACCACGAUCUACUGGUAGCUCUUCAGCCACGAGUGUCCCAUCUCCAUCUGGAUCUCUGCCUGGAACAUCAGCCCCCCUUUCGACCUCUCUUCAACGAUUUUGGCCCCCCAUCAAUGGGCUACGUGCAGGCUAUGAAGCCACCAGGUGCCCAAGGCUCCCAGAGCACGUACACAGACCUGCUUUCUGUCAUCGAGGAGAUGGGCAAGGAGAUCCGACCUACCUAUGCAGGCAGCAAGAGUGCUAUGGAGCGGCUGAAAAGAGGGAUUAUACAUGCUCGGGCUCUGGUAAGAGAGUGUCUAGCAGAGACAGAGCGUAAUGCCCGUACGUAACAGUUGCUUCCUCUUGGCACUGCCCUUGGAGGACCCUGGCACUUUCCUGCCAAUCCGCAUUUGGAAUCUGAAGGCUCUCCCCUGCCCCUUCAAAUCUUUCCAACCAAUCACUGUCUCAAGUUCUAGAAUGGUGAUCACCUGCAAAGACCUUUAUAACAAUUGGCACCUAAGAAUCUGAAGCUUCUCCUGUUGUAUCACAGGAUUUCCCACCAAUUGGCACUCUGGGAAUUGAUGCAGAAAGCGUUUAUUGCAUACACCUUUCAAUCAACAUGUGAGAAUAAUGGCUGGUAGCAAGUACUAUGUCUUUAUAAAAUAUUUGGGUUUUUUCUAAAAUAAACAAAAGGAAGGCUUUGGAAUUUGGAUUAUUUCUUCACUGUGGUUUUCUAUUUUUUUUCCUCAUGUGUGCUGAUGGAUAUACUCUCUUCCUCUCUAAGACAUUGUUGAGGGUCUGCAUUACAAGAUAUGUUUUCUUAGUAAAGCAGUAUGUGGCCUUCCCUACCACUUGUAAUGGAAGCCUUAGUCAGCAGAUAUUGAAUCCGCACUGGAAAACUUAUGUAAUAAAAUAUUUCUACUCCCAAAUAA
This is a messenger RNA of Sceloporus undulatus (fence lizard), 1291 nucleotides long. It is a transcript of the gene CDK2AP2, whose product is annotated as cyclin dependent kinase 2 associated protein 2. Gene Ontology annotation, biological process: negative regulation of G1/S transition of mitotic cell cycle; regulation of microtubule cytoskeleton organization. The transcript is spliced from 5 exons. Gene Ontology annotation, cellular component: nucleus; cytoplasm; microtubule. Bases 137 to 709 code for a protein of 190 amino acids. Lineage: Eukaryota; Metazoa; Chordata; Lepidosauria; Squamata; Phrynosomatidae. The record is from RefSeq and is a predicted model, not a curated record.